AUGUUUUCAAACCUAGUCACCGCAACUAUUUUUCUGGGCUCUUUCAUAUUUGCUAUAACAAGCAAGUGGUUCUGGUUCUCAAAGACGCCCACAGUGUGUUUCAUCGUGCUAAUGUCCUCUGUGAUUUCUGGAGCUUGCACUACCCUUUUGGAAGAACACGCGCAGGCGUCUGACCUUAUACACGGCGAUUCUCUUUUCUCGAAAAAUCCUAGGAAAUUCGCCAGCAAAACUGAUCUUACGAAUAGUUAUUCUGAUUACAAGAGUUACAAGAGCCGGAGUUUGAAAGGUUAUAAUGAGUUUUAUAAAAUAAAAGACAUUUUCCUCUGUGAACCGUGUGUGUGUUGCCGUAUCAGUUUCUCUUUGACAAGCGCGACGUGUCAGUCAAACGGUGAUUUAAACAUGUCCACAAUUCCAGACAGCCUGCCGAGAAACAUAAACACACUGUUCGUUAAAUUAUCAGAUAUUACUGCAUUCAAUGCACCAGAAAUUUUGCCUUAUUUAAACAUAACAUGGAACCAACUCCUUUUUUUAGAAAACUCAACCUUCAACCACAUGAAAACGCUUGAAGUUCUUGACUUAAGUCAAAAUCCAAGGUUAGGGUGCAUGUCGAAGCAUUUCCCCCUGGGCGUAUUUUCUAGCCUGCAAAAUUUGAAUACAAUUUUUAUCGAAGGCAAUGCCCAAAACGGAGAUGAAUACCCAAACAUGGUUCUACAACAGCUGAAAAAUCUGAAAAUUAAAAUAAAAGGCUGCAGUGCUACAAGUAUGAACAUGACAAUGUUUUUAGCUUUGACAAGUCUCAGGAGUCUGAGUAUAUUAAAUAUGCCUCAUUACGAUUUGUAUGAUGCUUUAGAAGAUCUUCAAGGUAUAGUAAAAAGCUCUAUGAUUGAGUUACAACUUUCCAAAUUAACUUCAACUUUCAUGUGUCGUAUUCUUGACGAAACCCAUGCCAAAUACUUGCAACACAUGCGAUUAAAACAUUUAGAUUUGUCGGAUAACAGUAUCGUUAUGAUGACGAAUAUAGCUACUGAGUUUGCUACGGGUUACCAGGAAGAGACAAGCCUAGCUGGUCAUGACAUUGACCCGGAUGACGAUUUGCAUGUCGCUAAUCAUGGUUGUCCUGUUACUCAAAGUCAUUAUCCUUACUCGCGAAAUGGCAUGGUAGACUCAAAUUCAAAAGACCGAGACGAAAAGGAAAUAUCAAUUCCGGAAAGGCUUCAAAUUCUUCUGGCUCCACAGUACCUCCAUUUUGGGCUUUAUAUUCUCUUUUGUAAGAUCGAUGAGAAAUCAAACUUACAUCAAUUGGAUUUUUACAGUAGUUUCAUAUCACACUGGGGUACAGGAGAACUACCAAAGAAAGUAAAAUAUGCAAAUUUCGCUAACAAUUAUUGCAGAAAUUUGACAAAACAUUUUUUUAGUAAAAAUAACGAGCUGGAGAUUCUAUUAUUAAGAAAUAAUGUGUUAGGCGAUGUUUUCGCUACAGAUUCACACGGUGAAAUAUUUUCUAAUUUAGGUAAACUUCAGCACAUCAACCUGUCGAAGAAUUCCAUUUAUAAAAUUCCUCGGGAGUUUUUUCGCGGCUUAAAAAGUGUGGAGAUUAUCAUUCUUUCACAGAACAAUAUCCAAGUCUUGAACGUCAGCUUUGCUAGCACAAUGAAUCUUAAGUUUAUUAAUCUCAGCAGGAACUCAAUUUUCGCGAUCACAAAAAACACUCUCCACGACCUGGAUAACAUAGCUGUCCAACACACAAUUUUUGUUGAUUUAACCAUGAACCCGCUGCCUUGCACCUGCCCAGGUCUACCUAUGAUAUUUUGGUUAGCCAGCACGAAUGUCUACUUGUUAAGUAAGGAUCUCUUAACGUGUGUUGAUGAAGAGAAUAACGUUAUUAAAAUUGGGAGUCUUGAACGAAGACUGAAGUCUUUACAAAGGCACUGCGCUUCUAAGGAGUUGACGCCAAUCGUUUCUUUGUUCAGCGGGGUGUGUAUAGCUCUGAUUGUUUCGUUGUUAACUUUGUACAGAUUUCGAUGGAGAUUAAGAUAUUUAAGAACUGUCGCUAUAGUAAAAUUAUUUGGUUUUGAGCCUAAGUUGCCAAAAAAUCCGCGCUACAAAUACGACGCUUACAUAAUUUAUACAGACGAAACAAGAAAUUUUGCGCAACAGGACUGCGUUCAUGAGCUGGAGGUCAAGAGGGGUCACAGACUAUGCAUUGAAGAACGAGACUUCAUGCCGGGUACCUACACCGUGUCGGCCAUUGUAAGUGCCGUUCAGAACAGCGCCAAAACCGUACCUGUGGUCACACCUGAAUUUUACGACGGCGAGUACGCGGAAUACAGCUUGAAAAUGGCGGUCAUGGAAGAGAUAUUCAGCAAACGUUCCGUCCUCCAUCUUUGUAUUUACCAGCCGGUUUCGGCAGACGACAUGACACGUGAUCUUUUGGCUGCCAUGAAGAAAAACCAUUUCACCGAGUUCCCAGCAGACGAUCAUCUUGCUGCUGAAGCCCGUUUGAUAUUUUGGAACGACAUGUCCAGUGCGAUCGGACGUAAUCCUAGAGAAGACUAA
Molecule: messenger RNA, 2556 nt
Organism: Physella acuta
Lineage: Eukaryota; Metazoa; Mollusca; Gastropoda; Physidae
Product: toll-like receptor 4
Biological process (GO): signal transduction; inflammatory response
Cellular component (GO): plasma membrane
Molecular function (GO): signaling receptor activity; protein binding
Source: RefSeq, a predicted model, not a curated record